UGGACAUAUUUAGUCACCACCUGUGUUUUCUGUGUUCUUGAGGUCACUUUAGAGUAAAAGAGAAGAAUAAAUGUAACAUAUUUGGACGACCAACAUUCAGCAUAUUGGAAGGAUGAAAGACAGAUUUGGCCAACUUCAGGAUGCGUUGGACGAGCCUGGAGGAGGAGGAGGUUACACCAAUGAGGCCUUCACCAAUGUGGACCUGGACCUAGAUGACCUGUCUGCCCAUUCGGGCAGGAACCGUGCAACAGUGGCGCCUGACAACGACCCUGAGCUGAACAGCAUCCUCCAGGAGGCCCAAAAUGUUCGGCAGGAGAUCCAACAGAUCCAGGAAGACCAUGCCCAGCUCCGGGACCAGAACUACCACGCCUUGAACAACACAUUUAUGGACGACACCAGUGAUGUGAUCAGGGACGCCAACAACAUUGCAACAGACAUCAAGGUCAGAGGAGGGGCUGUGUUGCAGAGGCUACACAGGAUGAACAGGGAGACCAGGAAGCUGGAGGUUCAGCGAGGUAGCACUGACCACGUGGUACGCAUCGCCCGGACGCAGUACACCAACCUGAGCACCACCUUCAGGGAAGUGAUGUUCGACUACAACGAGACAGAGCUGGGACACAGGGAGAACUGUAAGAAACUGAUCCAGAGACAGAUGGCGAUUGUGGGCAGAGACGUCACGUCUGAGGAGGUUGAGGAGAUGAUGGAGAGCGGGCAGCAGUUGAAUAUCUUCAACGCCCUGGCUGAUGGGACGGCAAAGUCGGCACUGACGCAGAUCGCUAGUAGACACAAAGAGCUGCUUGACCUGGAGAAGAGGAUCCAGGGGGUUCAAGAGCUGUUUCUGGAUGUGGCUGUGCUGACAGAGGAACAGGGAGCGGUGCUCAACAACAUCGAGACCAACGUACAAAAGACGGAGGCGCCUAUCGCGGGUGCCAGGGUUCAACUGAACAAAGCCAAAAGAUAUGACAAGAACAAUCCCAUCAAGAAACUGUGCUGUUGCUGCUUUCCAUGUUGCAAAUGAUUGUAUAUCUCAUCUGAUACAUUGUGUAUGUGAUACAUUCAUUAUCUUGAUAUUAAUGUAAAUAAUAAGAUUUUUUUUAAAGAAAGCAGUGGGACUGGGAGGUUGGCCUGCAAUAAGGCCAGAUAACGAUGGAUAACCAUUGCCAGGAGGGAAAUACUGUAUGAGGGAUGCGUGGAAGGGCCUAAAAACUCUCUGGACUACCAACCAAACGACACUUUCAAUCAAAAGAACAUUGCAUUGAGUUUGCAGAGAGUCUGAACUCUUUCUAUUCUAGGUUUGAUAAUCUGGACUUUAGUACUGAGAAGGAUGAGCUGCUGUGUGAACUCUUAUCAUUAGCACAAUGGGACGCUGAUUUGGUAAUAGAGGAAGCAGAUGUUGAUAGGGUUUUAAAAUGAAUAGCAGUAAACAGUCACCUAAUAAUAGUAAUAGCAGUAAAGGUCACCUAAUCAUCCCCAGAUUACAAUUGGCUCAGCCCCCUCCUCUCCCCUGUAACUAUUCCCUAGGUCGUUGCUGUUAAUGAGAAUGUGUUCAGUCAACUUACCUGGUAAAAUAAUUUUAAAAAAUUAAAAAACAAAGCCACUGGCCCAGGUAACAUUAGUAACCAUGUUCUGAAGUCCUGUCACAAGGACUUGUCAGGUGUGUUCUGUGAGCUGAAUGCCACCAAGAUCAAAGACCUUGCCAUAGAUGUUUAGGAAGGAAACAUCAGCUCCAAAGGCAAUCAACAUCGGUGACCAGAGCAUUGAACAGGUGGAUGAGAAUAAGUAUCUUUGCACAAUAGUUUACAAUAAGCUAAACUUUGGAGCCAACUGUGGGCAAGUGUUAUCAAAAUGUCAAUCAUUGUUAAUAAUCCAUCUGUUUUACAGUAAUUUUACAGAUGUUUUAUUGCGUCUGUCAUAACAUUUAGUUUAGUUUCCUGGUUUGGCUCCAUCACAUGGGCAAGUCAGAAUACCUUGUGGAAUACCAGUGGUAAGAUUAAAGGGAGAAGCCAAAAGGUGCCCCUGAGACAUUUACUAAUACCACACAUACAAGAGGGGUAAUAAAUAAUUUGGGAUCUAGCACAUCCGCUGAACAACCAGUAUGCAAUACUGCCAUCAGGGUGCAGACUCAAGUUUUUAACUCUUAAAACCAAGAGAAGCACUAACAGUUUUGUACCGGCAUCAGUACGGCUUUUAAAGACAUCAGUUUGUCUCUGUGGAUGGUUUGUCCUCUGACAAAUGAACUGUACAUUUCGGUGACCACUAUUGUUUUCACUAUAUAUUUUACCUCUUGGUGAUGUCAUUCAGAAACAUAAUGUUAACUUUCACUGCUAUGCGGACGACACACAGCUGUACAUUUCGAUGAAACUUGGUGAAGCCCCAAAUUUGCCCCCCUGGAAGCCUGUGUUUCAGACGGGAAGUGGAUGGCUGAAAAUGUUCUACUUUUAAACUCGGACAAAACAGAGAUGCUAGUUCUAGGUCCCAAGAAACAAAGAGAACUUCUGUUGAAUCUGACAAUUAAUCUUGAUGGUUGUACAGUCGUCUCAAAUAAAACUGUGAAGGACCUCGGCGUUACACUGGACCCUAAUCUCUCUUUUGACGAACAUAUCAAGACUGUUUCAAGGAUAGCUUUUUUUCAUCUACGUAACAUUGUAAAAAUUCCAAAAAUGAUGCCGAAAAAUGAAUCCAUACUUUUGUUAUUUCUAGGUUAGACUACUGCAAUGCUCUACUUUCCGGCUACCCGGAUAAAGCAAUAAAUAAACUUCAGUUAGUGCUAAACACAGCUGCUAGAAUCUUGACUAGAACCAAAAAAAUGUAUCAUAUUACUCCAGUGUCAGCCUCUCUACACUGGCUUCCUGUUAAGGCAAGGGCUGAUUUCAAGGUUUUACUGCUAACCUACAAAGCAGUACAUGGGCUUGCUCCUACCUAUCUUUCCGAUUUGGUCCUGUGGUACAUACCUACAUGUAUGCUACGGUCACGAGACGCAGGCCUCCUUAAUGUCCCUAGAAUUUCUAAGCAAACAGCUGGAGGCAGGGCUUUCUCCUAUAGAGCUCCAUUUUUAUGAAAUGGUCUGCCUAUCCAUGUGAGAGACGCAGACUUGGUCUCAACCUUUAAUCUUUCUUAGCGUCCCACCUCGUCGACAGCCAGUGAAACUGCAGGGCGCCAAAUUCAAAACAACAGAAAUCCCAUAAUUAAAAUUCCUUAAACAUACAUGUAUUAUACACCAUUUUAAAGAUACACUUGUUGUAAAUCCAGCCACAGUGUCCGAUUUCAAAAAGGCUUUACGACUCAAGCAAACCAAAAGCUGUGUCAGAUUUCAAAAAAACUUUACGGAAAAAGUACACCAUGCGAUAAUCUGAGUACGGCGCUCAGAGACCAAAACAACCCAAACAGAUAUCAGCCACGUUGUGCAGUCAACAGAAGUCAGAAAUAGCAUUAUAAAUAUUCACUUACCUUUGAUGAUCUUCAUCGGAAUGCACUCCCAGGAAACCCAGUUCCAAAUAAAUGUUUGUUUUUGUUCGAUAACGUCCAUCAUUUAUGUCCAAAUACCUCCUUUUUGUUAGCACGUUCAAUACACAAUCCAAACUCAUGACGCGCGGUCACUAGCAGCAGACGAAAAGUCAAGAAAUUCCAUUACAGUCCGUAGAAACAUGUACAAAACGAUGUAUAGAAUCAAUCUUUAGGAUAUUUUUAACAUAAAUCUUCAAUAAUGUUCCAACCAGAGAAGUCCUUUGUCUGUAGAAUUGCAAUGGAACAGAGCUAACUAUCACGUGAACGCGCGAGACUGAGCUCGUGGCUCUCUGGCAGACCUCUGACUCAUUCCCCUCUCAUUCGCCCCCACUUCACAGUAGAAGCAUCAAACAAGGUUCUAAAGACUGUUGACAUCUAAUGGAAGCCUUAGGAAGUGCAAUAUGACCCCAUAGACACUGUGUAUUCGAUAGGCCAAGAGUUGAAAAACUACAAACUACAAAUUUCCCACUUCCAAGUUCGAUUUUUUCUCAGGUUUUUGCCUGCCGUAUGAGUUCUGUUAUACUCACAGACAUCAUUCAAACUGCCCCCUACCCUAGAGAAGAUGAGUCUUUAUUGAAGACUCAUCUCUUCAGUAGGUCCAAUGAUUGAGUGUAGUCUGGCCCAGGAGUGUGAAGGUGAACGGAAAGGCACUGGAGCAACGAACCGCCCUUGCUGUCUCUGCCUGGACGAUUCCCCUCUCUCCUCUGGGAUUCUCUGCCUCAAACCCUAUUACAGGGGCUGAGUCAUUGGCUUACUUGUGCUCUUCCAUGCCAUCCCUAGGAGGGGUGCUUCACUUGAGUGGGUUGAGUCACUGACGUGAUCUUCCUGUCAGGGUUGGCGCCCCCCUUGGGUUGUGCCAUGGGGGAGAUCAUCGUGGGCUAUACUCGGCCUUGUCUCAGGAUGGUAAGUUGGUGGUUGGAGAUAUCCCUCUAGUGGUGUGGGGGCUGUGCUUUGGCAAAGUGGGUGGGGUUAUAUCCUGCCUGUUUGGCCCUGUCCGGGGGUAUAGUCGGAUGGGGCCACAGUGUCUCCCGACCCCUCCUGUCUCAGCCUCCAGUAUUUGUGCUGCUACCUGUCCCAGACCUGCUGUUUUCAACUCUCUAGAGACAGCAGGAGUGGUAAAGAUACUCUGAAUGAUCGGCUAUGAAAAGCCAACUGACAUUUACUCCUGAGGUGCUGACCUGUUGCACCUUCUACAACAACCACUGUGAUUAUUAUUACUUCACCCUGCUGGUCAUCUAUGAACAUUUGAACAUCUUGGCCAUGUUCUGUUAUGAUCUCCACCCAGCACAGCCAGAAGAGGACUGGCUUACCUUACCAUAGCAUGGUUCCUCUCUAGGUUUCUUCCUAGGUUCUGGCCUUUCUAGGGAGUUUUUCCUAGUGACUGUGCUUCUACACCUGCAUUGCUUGCUGUUUGGGGUUUUAGGCUGGGUUUCUGUACAGCACUUUGUGACAUCAGCUGAUGUAAGAAGGGCUUUAUAAAUACAUUUGAUUGUUUUGAUUGAAAUGGAAAUUGAUGUAUGUUUAUCUUGUAUAUUAUGGCUCUUAUGUUUAUAUGUUUACUAUAUAUAUGUAUCUUAUCUGACUUGCCACAACAAGGGGUUCCUUCUGGAAAAAUAAAGUGAUUAUAUUCUAUAACAGAACCAUUGCAAAGCACCAAAUAUCAGCUCAUGAUCUGUCUCCAGAUUUCAGAAAGUAUUCACGCUCUUGUACUUUUUCCACAUGUUGUUGUUACAGCCUGAAGUUAAAAUGGAUUAAAUUAAGUUUGUAUGUCA
Messenger RNA from Oncorhynchus nerka (sockeye salmon), 5276 nucleotides. Its product is annotated as syntaxin-11-like. Gene Ontology annotation, molecular function: SNARE binding; SNAP receptor activity. NCBI's taxonomy places the organism in Eukaryota, Metazoa, Chordata, Actinopteri, Salmoniformes, Salmonidae. The transcript is spliced from 2 exons. Gene Ontology annotation, biological process: intracellular protein transport; synaptic vesicle fusion to presynaptic active zone membrane; exocytosis. The record is from RefSeq and is a predicted model, not a curated record. Gene Ontology annotation, cellular component: SNARE complex; endomembrane system; presynaptic active zone membrane. The coding region runs from base 113 to 1018 and encodes 301 amino acids.